AUGAGGAAAGGAGUCUACCUCAGCAAAGGAACGGCGGUCACCUUGGCGCUGGUGGGCGUGGCGGCGGCCGCCACCAUCAUCGCCUUGGCUGCGGUCUACGCUGAGGAGAGGUCAAAGAUUGAAGCAACAUCAUCAUCCACAGCAAAGCCGUCUACUACCACCAUCACCUCCACCCCUUCCUUGACCACCACCACCACGGCACCUCCUGGCCCAGAGCAGCCCUGGCAUCGCUACAGGCUGCCCACCUCGCUGGUCCCCAUCUCCUACACAGUCACCCUGUGGCCUCGCCUGGAGCCCCGAUCGGACGGCCUGUUCUUCUUCACCGGGAGCUCCACGGUGAACUUCACCUGCGUCAACAACACGGACCUGAUCCUCCUCCACUCUCACAAGCUCAACCUGAGCAGCUUUGACGGAGACCACCUGGCCCGGCUGCGGGGUCUCCACGGAGCGGAGGCGCCCGCCCUGAGGAAGACCUGGUUGGAGGUCCCCACGCAGUACCUGGUCAUCCAGCUGAGUGGGGAGCUGCGGGCCGGCAGCACGUACAGCCUGUUCACCAGCUUUGAGGGGGAGCUGGCGGACGACCUGGGGGGCUUCUACAGGAGCGAGUAUGUGGAGAACGGAGUGAAAAAGGUCUUGGCCACCACUCAGAUGCAGCCGACGGAUGCCAGGAAAGCUUUCCCGUGCUUCGACGAGCCCGCCAUGAAGGCCGUCUUCACGCUGACGCUCUUUCACCCCCGAGGGACCGUGGCCCUGUCCAACGCCGUCAACAACAGUGAGUCCUGUUUUGUCCCGGCAGAGCCCAUCAACGUCACCAUGGAUGGCGAGCCUUUACUCCAGACCGACUUUAAACCCACGGAGAGAAUGUCCACCUACUUGCUGGCCGUCGUGGUGUGUGACUUUGGAUACGUGGCCUCCCAGCCGGGAGCGGACAUUCUGAUCAGGAUCUGGGCUCGCAAGCAGGCCAUUGAGGAGGGCCAGGGGGACUACGCUCUGGCCAAGACCGGACCAAUCCUAGCGUUCUUUGAGGACUACUACAACUCCUCCUACCCCCUGAAGAAGUCUGACCAGAUCGCUCUGCCGGACUUCAGCGCCGGCGCCAUGGAGAACUGGGGUCUGAUCACCUACAGCGAGAGCGCCCUCCUGUACAACCCCAGCAUGUCGUCCAACGGGGACAAGGAGUGGGUGGCCACGGUCAUCUCUCACGAGCUGGCUCACAUGUGGUUUGGGAACUUGGUGACCACACGCUGGUGGAAUGACUUGUGGCUCAAUGAAGGAUUCGCCACCUACGUGUCCUACCUUGGAGCCCACUACGCGGAACCAUCAUGGAAUAUGAAAGACCUGAUAGUCCUGAACGAGAUCAUCGGCGUGAUGGGCGUGGACGCGCUGGCCUCGUCCCACCCCCUCUCGUCUAAGGAGGAGGACGUCCAGACGCCGGCGCAGAUCAACCAGCUCUUUGACUCCAUCACGUACAGCAAGGGAGCCGCCGUGCUCAGGAUGCUGUCUGAGUUCAUCACAGAGGACGUCUUUUCCAAAGGCCUCCACACGUACUUGGAGGAGUUCAAGUACAACAACACAGUCUACACAGACCUCUGGAAGCACCUGCAAACGGCGGUGGAUGAAGCCGGUCUGACUCUGCCCCACCCAGUGGAGGCCAUCAUGAAUCGCUGGAUCCUCCAGAUGGGCUUCCCCGUGGUCACCAUCGACACCAAGACCGGGACAAUCUCUCAGAAGCACUUCUUGCUGGACCCCGACACCGUGGUGGACAGACCUUCACGGUUCAAGUACGAGUGGUUUGUUCCUGUCACGUGGACAAAGACUGGCGGUGUUGCCCACCAGCACUGGCUUCUUAAGAAGGAAGAAACAAACCCGGACAUGGUUCUUCCGGGUCCUGAUGAGUGGCUGAUGGCCAACAUAGACAUGGCGGGCUUCUACAGGGUCAACUACGACCUUCGGAACUGGGAGCGUCUCCUGGCCAAGCUGGACUUGCAGCAUCAGGAUAUUCCGGUCAUCAACCGAGCGCAGAUCAUCGACGACGCUUUUAACCUGGCCAGAGCGAAGAUGGUGAGCUUAACUCUGGCCCUGAGCACCACCAAGUUCCUGCAGAAGGAAGUGGAGUACCUGCCCUGGCAGACGGCCAGUAACAACCUGGACUACUUCUACCUCAUGUUUGACCGCAGCGACGUCUACGGACCCAUGCAGGCGUACAUCAAGAAGCAAGUCGCUCCCUUGUUCGAGUACUUCAAGGAGGUGACGGCCAACUGGACCAAAGUCCCUGACAAGCACACGGACCAGUACAACCAGGUGAACGCCAUCUCCUUGGCCUGCAGCAGUGGAGUCAAACCCUGUCGAGAGCUCGUCACCGGCUGGUUCUCGGACUGGAUGAGGAACGGCACCAACGUGUAUGUAAACGCUCGCCAUCCCAACCUGAGGUCCACGGUGUACUGCGGCGCCGUGGCGGCGGGUGGCGUGGAGGAGUGGGACUUUGCCUGGACCAGGUUCAAGAACGCCACCAUCGCCUCAGAGGCCAACAAGCUCAUGUGGGCGCUGGCCUGCACUAGAGAACCCUGGCUGCUCAACAGGUAUCUGGAGUACAGUCUAGACGCAGGAAAGAUCCGUAAGCAGGAUGCCACUGACGUCAUCGCUUCCAUCGCCGGCAACGCCGUCGGACAGCCGCUGGCCUGGGACUUUGUCAGAAGCAACUGGGACUACUUGUACAACGAUUACGGCGGCGGAUCGUUCUCCUUCAGCAGCCUCAUUUCCGGCGUGACCCGACGCUUCUCCACCGAGUUUGAGUACAAGCAGCUGCUGGACUUCAAAGAGGAGCACGCGGGACAGUUGGGCUCGGCCAGCGCCGCCGUGGAGCAGGCGCUGGAGAGGACCAGGACCAACAUGAAGUGGGUGGCUCAGAACAAGAAAGACGUGCUGGAGUGGUUCACCCAUCAGACCUCAAACUCGCCACAAUCUCCCGCUUAGCUUGUCCUCCAUUUCCCCUGCUGACACGUUCACACAAUAUAUAAAAAACACAAAAGAAGAA
Dunckerocampus dactyliophorus (ringed pipefish) is the source of this 3034-nucleotide messenger RNA. Its product is annotated as aminopeptidase Ey-like. Bases 1 to 2973 code for a protein of 990 amino acids. Gene Ontology annotation, biological process: proteolysis; peptide catabolic process. The record is from RefSeq and is a predicted model, not a curated record. The transcript is spliced from 20 exons. Gene Ontology annotation, molecular function: metalloaminopeptidase activity; peptide binding; zinc ion binding. NCBI's taxonomy places the organism in Eukaryota, Metazoa, Chordata, Actinopteri, Syngnathiformes, Syngnathidae. Gene Ontology annotation, cellular component: cytoplasm.